This is a messenger RNA of Aspergillus udagawae, 603 nucleotides long. Its product is annotated as putative GPI anchored protein. NCBI's taxonomy places the organism in Eukaryota, Fungi, Ascomycota, Eurotiomycetes, Eurotiales, Aspergillaceae. The transcript is spliced from 2 exons. The record is from RefSeq and is a predicted model, not a curated record. The coding region runs from base 1 to 603 and encodes 200 amino acids.
AUGCGCCCUUUGCAACUCCUCGCUCUUUCUGGCCUCAUGCUCGCCAGCAACAUUGCGCUCGCAGCCGAGCUCGACCGCGAUGAUGUCCCUAAUCGCUGCUGGGACGUCUGCGGUCCAGUGGUGGGCAUCGCCCAGCAGUGUGAUAACACGCAUCGCGAUGAAGACAGGGCCGAAAUGAAGUGCAUCUGCGACUGGAACCAGGCACCUACUUUGGUCCCCCUCUGCGAAGCAUGCAUCGCUCAGUUCAGAAACGACACUCGCAAUGACAAUGGCCGUGGCAAUGACCGUGACAAUGACCGCGAGGAGAUCCAUGACAAUGAUGCAUACGAUAUCCUGACCUCCUGCUCCUUUUCCACUACUAGUUAUAACGCGGCUGCUGCAACCUCUAUCCUGAGCACUGCUACGGCUACUAUCAGCGCAACUGCGACGAACAGUGCCGGCAGCUCAAAUGGAUCCGGCAGUAGUACUGGUAACUCGCAGCCCGGCAGCACCAGCACCGGCGGCAACGCUCAACCGACCAACAAUGCAGCGGCUGGCUCUGCAGUCCCGAAAGCUGCGUCUGUGGCGGCCGUUGUGGGGUUGAUCGGUCUUGCUUGGUUGUGA